AUGAGGAGCCCCCCUGUUGUCCUCCUCCUCUCCUGGAGCCAGGGGGCUGCAGAGGGGAAGGGGCCGGCCAGCCAGUGGCCUGGUACAUCCCUCCAUCUGCCUGCCUGCCUGCGCCGGGGUCUGUUCUAUAAUAAGAGUCUUUGGCAGCUGUUUUGUGCCUUGGCUGCUUGCCAGCCUCCCGGCAGUUGCACUUGGAGAAAGCCUGUUGCCUCCAUUUCCCACCUCGUCCGCUCCAGCUCCUUGCUUGUCCCACGGUGAGUACCCUCCCGCUCACCCUCCUCCAAGCUCUACCAGGGGCACAACGGCCUGGCUAGGCAAGGUAGGUGCUGGCACCUCUGAACCACCAGGCUGGGAGAACUGCCUUCCUGCUCGGCUCCCCGGCACAUAACGGGAAAGUCCGCUUGCCAUCCGACUCUGGGGAGGCAGAUUUGCCCCCUCAAUGCCUCCUCUGCCCCAGAUUUCUGCCUGCCGGGCCCAAGGUUUGGGCACUGCGCUCCCUCGACGCAUUUUCCCUUCUGCGUCUCUUGUUUCCUUUCGCCUUGGAAACUUUCUUUGCUCUCCUCCAGGCCGUGAACGGAGGAGGCCAGAAUUUCUUCGGGAACAAAGUAACUUUGUAAGAGUUUGGCGUUACAAGGCAAAGCUUGGCUUCCAUUCUCCUCCUCCAGCAAUGCCAGGGCAACUCCCCUUCUCGUGCCCCCCACGAGUUUCCGCUUGGAUCCCCAAAAUGUCAAACAGAUGGAUCCUAUCCCUGCUUUAAAAACUGUCUGGAAUCCUCCAGAGCAGAAGAAAGCCUCCUCCACAGUGCCCAGCAAGAGAUUUGGGGUAUCUGUUGCCCAGGGCCAGGGCCACCCUGAACCCUCUCUCUGCCUCGAGUGCCUUUCUCCGUGUCUAGAGGUCAGACAGGACGGGUCCUCCUCAGCGGCCACCUUCUCUGGUGGCUGCCGGCCAGGACCAGGGGCUGCUGGGAUGCUGGAGGGCCGGCGUGUGUGUGCCAGGCCACUUUCACUCCUGCUGGCCGAGCUACUGCAGGUGUGGCCAGAGAAAGGCGGCUUCAGGUGUUUAGGAUAGCCAGAUCUCUAGGCCUCUGGCACCGAGGAAGCUGCCAUUGGGUGGACCAUUUAUUCUGCCACCCUCUCUCCCUUCCACCCACCCACUGCCAGUCUGGUUUCAGAGACAGGGCUUGUAUCUUGGGCAGCUGACACCCUCCAGGCGGCGACAGAAGCUGGGUGGAAAGAGGGCUGUGAUGUGACUUGCAGGAUUAGAGAUUCUUGACCUAUCCAGGGCUGCACACACACAGUGCAUUUAAAGCGUGUGACUUCCCCCCAAGGAUCCUGGGAACUUUAGUUUGUAAAAGAGGCUGGGAAUUGGAGCUCUGUAAGGGGUGCGCUGUGGGUUAAACCACAGAGCCUAGGGCUUGCCGAUCAGAAGGUCGGCGGUUCGAACCCCCACGACGGGGUGAGCUCUCGCUGCUCGGUCCCUGCUCCUGCCCACCUAGCAGUUCGAAAGCACAUCAAAGUGCAAGUAGUGCCACUGUAUUCUGCUCUGGUCAGACCUCACCUGGAGUACUGUGUCCAGUUCUGGGCACCACAGUUCAAGAAGGACACUGACAAACUGGAACGUGUCCAGAGGAGGGCAACCAAAAUGGUCAAAGGCCUGGAAACGAUGCCUUAUGAGGAACGGCUAAGGGAGCUGGGCAUGUUUAGCCUGGAGAAGAGGAGGUUAAGGGGUGAUAUGAUAGCCAUGUUCAAAUAUAUAAAAGGAUGUCACAUAGAGGAGGGAGAAAGGUUGUUUUCUGCUGCUCCAGAGAAGCGGACACGGAGCAAUGGAUCCAAACUACAAGAAAGAAGAUUCCACCUAAACAUUAGGAAGAACUUCCUGACAGUAAGAGCUGUUCGACAGUGGAAUUUGCUGCCAAGGAGUGUGGUGGAGUCUCCUUCUUUGGAGGUCUUUAAGCAGAGGCUUGACAACCAUAUGUCAGGAGUGCUCUGAUGGUGUUUCCUGCUUGGCAGGGGGUUGGACUCGAUGGCCCUUGUGGUCUCUUCCAACUCUAUGAUUCUAUGAUUCUAUGAUUCUAUGAAAUAGGUACCGCUCCGGCGGGAAGGUAAACGGCGUUUCCAUGCGCUGCUCUGGUUCACCAGAAGCGGCUUAGUCAUGCUGGCCACAUGACCCGGAAGCUGCACGCCGGCUCCCUCAGCCAGUAAAGCGAGAUGAGCGCCGCAACCCCAGAGUCGGCCACAACUGGACCUAACGGUCAGGGGUCCCUUUACCUUUAAGGGGUGAACUAUAGUUCCAAGGAUUCUUAGGACGUCCAGAGGUUGGGCAACACGAGAACGGGGCCUUUUCAGUGGUGGCUCCCCGCUUGUGGAAUGCUCUCUCCAGAAAGGCUCACCUGGCGCCGUCAUUACAUAUCUUUAGGCACCAGGCAAAAGGAACCCUUUUUUGUCUUUGGAUUGGCUUUGGAUGUUUUAAUGUUAUCUGGGCCAUCUUUACCCGAGGGUGCAAGGGGUGCAGGGCACCUGGGUGCUGAAUUCGGGGGGACGCCUGGCGCCCGCUGCUGAAGCCUCCUAAGCUCUUAACUAUCUACCUGUUAUGAAAUAAUAAAUAAUUUUGAUCAAGCUAGAAAAACAAAAUACGUAGGUAUUACCGAAAUGUAUACCUACUGUUUCACAAAAGGACUUUUGAUUUUGUGAGCUCAUUUACCAAAGAUGCACCGCGCCGGUGCUUGUCAUUCGCUUGUCAUUCUCAACGGUGCCAUGCAUGCGAAAUUAACUAAAUUUGGGGGCGCUGGGUGGUUCUUUGCACCCCAGCGGCACAUAUGCUAAAGACAGCCCUUAAUGUUGUUUAGAAAAACAGAAAAGAUUUUGCCAUUUAGAUUUUUUAAGGCUGGUUUUAAUGUACGCAUGAGAAAUUGUAAGUCGCUUGGAGCUGCCGUGGCAAAAAAGCAAGAAAGAAAUUUAAUAAAUAUUAAUAACAAUUUAUUGUGAUGAUGAUGAUGAUGGAGUGGCAAUGUGCUUUAAAUGUACUUUGAAGGUUUGGUGUGCACAUAGCCCUGGAUAGGUGAAGGUCCCCUGAUCGAAUGAGGCUUUUAAAUAUUAGAAAAUUCAUGCAUGGAGGAGGAGAGGGCUAUCGAAGGCUACCAGCCAUAACAGCUCUGCUCUGCUCCACGGUUGGAGGCAGCAGUACUUCUGAAUACCAGUUGCUGGAAACUGCAUAUACAGUGGUACCUCUAGAUACGAAUGGGAUCCACUCUGGAGCCCCGUUCGCAUCUAGAAGCAAACGUAACUAGCAAUGGCACGCCUGCGCAUGCACGAGUCGGUUUUCGCUGCUUCUGCACAUGCGCGUGACAUCAUUUUGAGCAUCUGCGCAUGCGCAAGUGGCGAAAACCAGAAGUAACGUGCUCCGUUACUUCCGGGUUGCCGUGGAGCGCAACUUGAAUGCGCUCAACCCAAAGCGCAUUCACCCCAAGGUAUGACUGCACCAUAUGUUUCACUCCAUAAGACGCAUUUGACCAUAAGACGCACCUAGUUUUUAGAGGAGUAAUAAUAAUAAUAAUAAUAAUAAUAAUAAUAAUAAUUUAUUAUUUAUACCCCACCCAUCUGGCUGGGUUUCCCCAGCCACUCUGGGCUGCUUCCAAAAGAAUAUUAAAAUACUGUGAUACAUCAAACAUUAAAAGCUUCGCUAAACAGGGCUGCCUUCAGAUGUCUUCUAAAAGUCUGGUAGUUGUUGUUCUCUUUGACAUCCGGUGGGAGGGCGUUCCACAGGGAGGGCGCCACUACCGAGAAGGCCCUCUGCCUGGUUCCCUGUAACUUGGCUUCUCUCAGUGAGGCAACCGCCAGAAGGCCCUCGGAGCUGGACCUCAGUGUCCGGGUAGAACGAUGGGGGUGGAGACGCUCCUUCAGGUAUACUGGACCAAGGCCGUUUAGGGCUUUAAAGGUCAGCACCAACACUUUGAAUUGUGCUCGGAAACGUACUGGGAGCCAAUGUAGGUCUUUCAAGACCGGUGUUAUAUGGUCUCGGCGGCCGCUCCCAGUAACCAGUAUGGCUGCUGUGUUCUGGAUUAGUUGUAGUUUCCGGGUCACCUUCAAAGGUAGUCCCACGUAGAGCGCAUUGCAGUAGUCCGAGCGGGAGAUAACCAGAGCAUGCACCACUCUGGCGAGGCAGUCCGCAGGCAGAUAGGGUCUCAUCCUGCGUACCAGAUGGAGCUGGUACACAGCUGCCCUGGACACGGAUUUAACCUGUGCCUCCAUGGACAGCUGUGAGUCCAAAAUGACUCCCAGGCUGCACACCUGGUCCUUCAGGGGCACAGUUACCCCAUUCAGGACCAGGCAAUCCUCCACACCUGCCCGCCUCCUGUCCCCCAGAAACAGUACUUCUGUCUUGUCAGGAUUCAAUCUCAAUCUGUUAGCCGCCAUCCAUCCUCCAACCACCUCCAGACACUCACACAGGACCAUCACCGCCUUCACUGGUUCUGAUUUGAAAGAGAGGUAGAGCUGGGUAUCAUCCGCAUACUGAUGAACACCCAGCCCAAACCCCCCUGAUGAUCUCUCCCAGCGGCUGCAUGUAGAUGUUGAAAAGCAUGGGGGGAGAGGACAGAACCCUGAGGCACCCCACAAGUGAGAGCCCAGGGGUCUGAACACUCAUCCCCCACCACCACUUUCUGAACAGGGCCCAGGAGGAAGGAGCGGAACCACUGUAUGACAGUGCCCCCAGCUCCCAGCCCCUCAAGACGGUCCAGAAAGAUGCUUUGGUCGAAGGUAUCAAACCAAGGCAGUUUCAGUCCCGUGAUGAGGCCUGAAUCCCAACUGGAAGGGAUCCAAAUGGUCUGCUUCUUCCAGGUGUGCCUGGAGUUGUUCAGCAACCACUCGCUCAAUCACCUUGCCCAAGAAUGGAAGAUUUGAGACUGGGCGAUAGUUGGCCAUCGUGGCCGCAUCUAAAGAUGUUUUUUUAAGAAGCAGUUUAAUAACCGCCUCUUUCAGCGGGUCUGGGAAGGCUCCCUCACGGAGGGAAGCAUUCACCACCCCACGAAGCCCAUCGCCCAGCCCUUCCUGGCUAGCUUUUAUAAGCCAGGAUGGGCAAGGAUCAAGGAGACAGGUGGUUGGUUUCACUCGUCCAAGCAGCCUGUCCACAUCCUCGGAGGUAACAGAUUGGAAUUGAUCCCACUCAGUUUGACUAGACAGGACUCUAGCACUCUCCCGCCCCGGCCCUGCUCCCACGGUGGCGUCUACCUCUUCCCGAAUCUGAGCGAUUUUAUCUGCAAAAAACUUUGCAAAAUCAUUGCAGGAGAUCAUGUGGCCCGUACUGGGCCACGAUGUAGCAGGUGGUUCUGCCAAAUUGCGGACCACCUGAAAAAGUCUCCUGCUGCUGUUUUCUGCAGAUGCAAUAGAGGCGGUGAAGAAAGUCUUCUUCGCUGUCGCUACCGCCACUUGGUAGGCUCAACAUUGAGCUCUAACCUGUGUCCGGUCAGCUUCAGAAUGGGUCAUCCGCCUAGCCGUCCCAACAAUUGUUUCAUUGCCCUCAGAUCCGUGGAAAACCACGGGGCUGUCCGGGCUCCAUGCAAUCGGAGAGGGCGCUUCGGAGCCAAACAGUCAAUAGCCCUGGUUAACUCCACAUUCCAUCGGGCCACAGGGGGGAAAAAUAUUCUGAAUCAAAUGUUGUACUAAACUAUUUAAUAAAUUACCAGUAUUUCAGAGUGAGAGUGAGAGGGACAGGAGCUUUAUGUUUCUUUAGCAUGCGCACUCAAGGAGCGACGAGCGGGGAGGCAGCAUGCCCUGGACGGACCCAACACAGGAACCCCAGCAGCCUCCUCUCAUGUAAGCAGCUCCUCUCCCGCUUUGCUGCUUCAAAGCGAGCCACGGAGGAGGGAAGGUAGGGGAGCCAUGGAUCCUCCACUUGCGACUGCAGCGGGAUCCUGCCACCAUCCAUAGGCAUUCACUCCGUAAGACACACAGACAUUUCCCCUUUUUAGGAGGAAAACAUUGUGUCUUAUGGAGCAAAAAAUAUGGUAAGUGCUGGAGAUGCAAAGAGGUUGAGAGAACGCUUUUUCAUAUGGGGUGGACUUGUAAAAGGGUAAGAGAGUAUUGGGAAAUGAUCCAUAAUGAAUUGGAAAAAAAAUGUGUAAAACUACUUUCCAAAUAAACUCAAGAGUCCGUUUUGUUGGGGAUAAUUCAGACUGAAAUUCCCAGGCAUCAAAAAAGGUUAUGAUGUAUGCCACUCAUAUGUGCAGGGUAUAAAUAAUAAAUAAUAAAUAAUAAAUAAUAAAUAAUAAAUAUUAUAUGAUCAUCACCAUCACCAUCAUCAUCACUACUGCAGCCUGUGGUUUGUUAGCCCCAAGAUGGAAAACGAGCGAGGUCCCAGCCAAAGACGAGUGGCAACUUAAGCUGACAGAAUAUGUGCAGUUUGCAGACUUAACAUAUAGAAUAAGAGAACAAGAAGAACAUACGUUUAGAGAAGAUUGGAAAACGUUUAUUGAAUAUAUGGGAAAUAACUGUGUGCAGCUGAAAACACUGAUAGUAUUAAGAUAUAUAAGUUAUGAUGGAUGCAAUAAUGGAAUACUGAAUGGUAUAGUUUCUGUAAAAUAUGCAGGGACUUAUGAUAUGUAAAAUGAACCGUGGAAAGAGAGGAAGGGAAGUCAUUGAUAUAUUAAGGAUGUAAAAAUGAGUACUUUAAAUUGUGAAACAGAAAAUUUAAUAAACAAAUUAUAUACAAAAAAGAGAAAGAAACUGCAGCAAGGGAGAAAUGUUCUUGUGCCUGGAUCCUGCUUGCAGGUUUCCCAUAACAGGACCCUUUGAGAACAAGAUACUAGCCAAGAUGGGCUAUUGGGCUAAUCCAACAGAGCCUCUUUCUUAUAUCCUUCUAUUCACAACAACCCUCUUUCUACUCGGCCCCUAAGAAAGCAGCUUCUUCUUCUGCCAUGUGGCGGAUCUUGGAGGGUGUCGGAAGGGUGUCCCUCUGUCCAGGCCAUGAUGCGCACCCCGCACGAGUGCUCCGCUUGGCCGAUUUCCCACACAUGUCUCUGGGCCCCCGGGUCCUGUGUCACAAAGCGCUGGACUUUGGAACGUAAAAAGUGCAAUUCCCGGAAAGUCCACCUUGCCCCGCAUUCCGAGCCCAGAUGCGGCCAGAAAGCUCACAAGCGGAGCAAAAGGCUUCUACUCUCUUGCUAUUUAUUCCCAGCAUCCGGUCACCAGCGGUAGAGACCUGCUGAAUAUGGAGGUUCGGCUUUGCUGUCUUGUCCUUGCUUUGAAAAGUUUUGGAGUGUGAACCGUAUCCAGACGACACGGUUACCAGUCCUUUCCACAUAUUUCUUCUUCUUUUUUUUUUCUUCCCCCCACUAAAUUAGCAUGUUUAUUUGUCAGUUGGUAAGAAGUCUGUUACUUAUGUAAGCAGCCAAACAAAAUCAGAGCAAAAUCACUGUGAGCAAUAGCUUCUGCAGUGACCAUUACACGUCUUAACCAAACAUACAGAAUAUUGCCAUAUGAAAAAGUUACUACCUGAACUACAUGCAUUAAAUAUUGGGAGGAAAAAAGGUUUACAUUUUUAUUAUAAUUCACUUUAACAAUCUAAGAUGUUUGCGGCCAUCAGCAGUUCCAGUGCAAUUUCAGGUGCAUUUGGAAAUUCAGGGAUCUCUGUAGGGCUGUUAGUGUAGCGAACCUUAUAGGUGAAAUACAUGCAUACUUUGGAUAGGACGUGGGAAGGAAUCUCUCUGAAAUUCACUUCAUUUGUUUAAUUUUCUGCAAAUUGUCCUGAACCAUUCAACAUAGCUUUUAUUGUUCCCGAUGUGAGUGCAGGCUCUCUUUUAACUAUGAACUCAUGGCCAUCCGAGGAUAUCAAUUUCACAUACAUAACAUCAGGGCCUUCACAGCCCCCAUAUAUCUUCUCUUCUCCAUCCAUCUCUUCUUAUCAGAUGUUGGUUCUUUGCCCCUGGAGCCUUUGCAAUAAUAUCUCUGCCCAGCCAGUGCCUGAAAGAUAUUCACCGAGUAGCUUCUCAGGCCCCUCACGGUUCCAGCCGGGACAACCGCCCUCCCUCUGCCCAAAACCCUCCAGAUAUUUCUUCAGAACAUAGAUUUAAUGUGCACGGGGGUGCGUGCGUGUGUGUGUCUCUCUCAGCCUAAACUACCUCACAGGGUUGUUGUGAAGAUAAAAUGGGAAAGGGAGCACCACGUGCACCAUCUGGAGCUCCUUGGAGGAAAAGGUGGGAUAAGAAUGUAAAAAAAUCAUAGAAUUAUAGAAUCAUAGAGUUGGAAGGGACCCAAGGGCCAUCUAGUCCAACCCGCUGCAAUCUCAGCUGGAUGCAUUGCUGGGGGUUGGACUAGAUGACCCCUGGUGUUCCCUUCCAACCCUAAAAUUGUGUGAUUCUGUGAUUAUUGCUCUGGUCACUGACUUAUGUACACCACCCUGAGUGAGAAAAGGGUGGGAUAAAAAUAUGAUAAAUCAAUAAGCAAUAAAUUCCUUUUUUUAAAAAGGCCUUGGUGAAGACUUGACGUUUUCAUCCCCCAAAAAGUUUUUGAUUUGAGUUCCUACUGAAAUGAGGCUGCAUUUUAAUGUUUCAUUUUAAUCUAGUUUUUAAGUUGUGUUUCAAUCAAUUGUUUUUAUACCUGGUGUUAGCCGCCCUGAGCCUGGUCUUGGCUGGGGAGGGCGGGGUAUAAAUAAUUUUUAUUUUUAUUUUUAUUAAAAAUUAUUUAUGCUUUUCAUUUUACAAUGAAAACAAAACAUAAAUUUGAAUCCUUCCACAUCAUAUUUCGACUUCCCUCACCCCUUUUCUUCGGUUUCUUACACUUACACUGUUUUUUACUGUAAUAAAAUCCCUUGGCCCUGCAGAUGCUGUCGCUGCCGUCCUUGCGGGUGGGCAUCCUGACCGGAAGAAGGGUCCUGGCUGCUGCUGGUGUCCGCGCAGCCCAUGGGCAUGGCGGACAUGGUAAGUGAUGUUCCUGCUGUCAUAUCUUGCUCCCGUUGUCCUUGGGGCUAGUGGUUCCCUUCUAACGGGCUUGAGUUCUCUUAGAGCAUUAGGGGCAUCCUAACAGCUCUCAGCACCCAGAACAACUUCAGUUCCCACGAUUCCCUGGGGGAAGCCAGGACUGUUGAAAGUGGCGUCGUGUUGCUUUAGAUGUACGGGGAAGAUGUUGCCUGCUUUUUAAGGUGCAGGUAAGGACAUGGGUGGAGCUGUGGGUUAAACCACAGAGCCUAGGACUUGCCGAUCAGAAGGUUGGCGGUUCGAAUCCCCGCGACGGGGUGAGCUCCCGUUGUUCAGUCCCUGCUCCUGCCAACCUAGCAGUUCAAAAGCAUGUCAAAGUGCAAGUAGAUAACUAGGUACCGCUCCAGCGGAAAGGUAAAUGGCGUUUCCGUGCGCUGCUCUGGUUUCACCAGAAGAGGCUUAGUCAUGCUGACCACAUGACCCAGAAGCUGUACGCUGGCUCCCUCAGCCAAUAAAGCAAGAUGAGCGCUGCAAUCCCAGAGUCAGCCACAACUGGAUCUAAUGGUCAGGGGUCCCUUUACCUUUACCUUAAGUGUGUUGCCAAGCCCUGGGUGUUGUUAGUAGGGAUGCGGGUGGCGCUGUGGUCUGAGCCUCUUGGGCUUGCUGAUCAGAAGGUUGGUGGUUUGAAUCCCCGCGAUGGAGCGAGCUCCCGUUGCUCUGUCUAGAAUGCGGAUCCUACCCAGGGCUGACCUGGGACAUUUUGGCGGCUGAGGCAAACCACAAAACGACAUCCCUUUCGAUCCCCAUAGGAGACAGCUGCAUAUUCCUGCAGUGCAGGGGGCUGGAUUCCCAGGGAUCUGUCCAAAUCUUACGAUCGUUCUGCCCCAUCGUUCUGCCCGGACACUGAGGUCCAGCUCUGAGGGCCUUCUGGCGGUUCCCUCACUGCGAGAAGCCAAGUUACAGGGAACCAGGCAGAGGGCCUUCUCGGUUGUGGCGCCUGCCCUGUGGAACGCCCUCCCACCAGAUGUCAAAGAGGAAAACAACUACCAGACUUUUAGAAGACAUCUGAAGGCAGCCUGUUUAGGGAAGCUUUUAAUGUUUAAUAGGUUAUUGUAUUUUAAUAUUCUGUUGAAAGCCGCCCAGAGUGGCUGGGGAAGCCUAGCCAAAUGGAUAAAUAAUACAUUAUUAUUAUUAUUAUUAUUAUUAUUAUUAUUAUUAUUAUUAUAUUAUUCUAAGUUAUGAACCUACCCAGACCCUGAGAUCAUCAUCUGAGGCUCUUCUUCGUGUGCCUCCUCCAUGAGAGGUGUUAACGGAGAAAUCUGAGGGCUCCCUUGGACAAAAAACAAGGACACCAGCCAGGAACACCAGAGCAAAACAGCAGCCAGUCGGCUUGGUCUUUAUUGAAGACUGUCGCGACAGGACUCCCACCUGCCACCAGGUGGAACAAGAUGGAAGCCCUGAACAAAAGAGCCCCCAAACUUUUAUUAGCUGCUAAUUCCCAUGUUACACCCCCCCAAACUACAUCACUCAUACAUCAUGGUUACAUCAUGAAAGGGGAGGUCUGGUGGCAGUAAUCUGAGCAUCCUGGACCCUGCCCCAUGGUUCCCCUUGCCCUCCACCAAACACCCAUCAAGUGAAACAAAAGAGACAUUUAUAUGUCCUUGUUUCCCAGCCAAGUUCAUCACGCCCUUUUGUCUUCAUCUGGGUUUGUUAUUUCUGGAAUGGCUACCUGUCUGGCACUCAGGUAUCAGGAUGCCAGGAAUUAUCACUCAGGCAGAGGGGCUGCUGAGUAGCUGAGCUCGCGUGUCUAUAUGAAUUUCUGAAGUUUCCCCAGUGAGCCAGUACAUAGAGACAUUUAUCAGUGAAUUGUUACAUUUGGUAUCAUGCAGCAGAGGCCCUUUGAACAGAUAGGAAGAAACUGUGAUGAAGUGUUUUGUGGGGACAAGUCACAAAAGUCACAAAAGUGAUUGUGCUGAUUUUGGCAGUGGGCUGCAUGCGCAUGAUAUCUGCUGGAGGGGCAACCCCCCCGCAACCUAUACAUAAAUUCCUGCAACAGAGGUCCAGAGGGUGGCAACACGACGAUGGGCCUUUUCGUUGGAGGUUUCUAAGCAGAGAUUGAAUGGUCAUCUUCCAUGGAUGCUUUAGCUGAGAUCCCUGCAUGGGAGGGGGUUGGACUAGAUGACCCUUAGAGGUAUCUUGCAACUCUACAAUUCUAUGAAGACUGCAUUAAGCAUCCCAGUGUGACCCAGUUCCAAAACCUUUGCAGCUUGUUGAACCCAAAAAGGAGGCGGAAAAGAGGGAGUCAGCCUCAAGAGAUCUUCCCUCCUUACAACUUGCACUUGAGAGCUAAUCGCCGUAAUGGCGAAAACAGUAACAUUGCAUUGACACAGUAUAAUUAAGGAAGCAAACUACACUGGUAAUAAUAUAUUUGGAAGAGCUGCAAAGACAACAGAUAAAACACUGAAAAUGCAGCAGCAACCCCACCAUCAACCCCCCCCCCCCAAAAAAACCUCCCCACAAGCAGCACAUAUAACUCACCAGCAUUUUGCAAACAAAAUUAGGGACGUGCUUUUGACACCCCAGUUUCCAUAAAAAGGAUCUCUGCUGAGGCCCCCCCAGAAAAAAAUCAUUACAUAUUGCGGAAGGCUGAACAUGUAGCUUCUGGCUCUCGUUAUAUUUAUUUACUCAGCAGUAGUAAAUGCUGAUUUCAAAGCCGAGGCGGUAUGUUUGUUGAGUUAAAAAUACACUAGAAUACUAGUCAUCCGACAAUGGCUUAUCAGCAGUUUGAAUUGCAAGGUUCGGCAGGAAUAAUCAGAUGCACAAAUAGAGGCUGGGGGUGAAAAGGAUCUAGAGAUCUUAGUAGACCAAAAGCUUAACAUGAGUCUACAGCGUGAUGCAACAGCAAAUAAAGUGAGUGAUAUUCUAGGCUGCAUCUACAGAAGUCUAGUGUCCAGAUCAAGGGAACUCAUUUUGUUGUUUAGUUGUUUAGUCGUGUUCGACUCUUUGUGACCCCAUGGACCAGAGCACACCAGGCACUCCUGUCUUCCACUGCCUCCCGCAGUUUGGUCAAACUCAUGCUGGUAGCUUCAAGAACACUGUCCAACCAUCUCGUCCUCUGUCGUCCCCUUCUCCUUGCGCCCUCCAUCUUCCCCAACAUCAGGGUCUUUUCCAGGGGGUCUUCUCUUCUCAUGAGGUGGCCAAAGUAUUGGAGCCUCAGCUUCAGGAUCUGUCCUUCCAGUGAGCACUCAGGGCUGAUUUCCUUCCGAAUGGAUUGCAGUCCAUGGGACUCUCAAGAGUCUUCUCCAGCACCAGAAUUCAAAAGCAUCCAUUCUUCGGCGAUCAGUCUUCUUUAUGGUCCAGCUCUCACUUCCAUACAUCACUACUGGGAAAACCAUAGCUUGAACUAUACGGACCUUUGUUGGUAAGGUGAUGUCUCUGCUUUUUAAGCUGCUGUCUAGGUUUGUCAUUGCUUUUCUCCCAAGAAGCAGGCGUCUUUUAAUAGUCCUACUCUAUUCUACCUUGGUCAGACCACACUGUCUGGAAUACUGGAAUACUGUGUCCAGUUCUGGGCAUCACAAUCUAAGAAGGAGGUUGACAAGCUGGAAGGUGUGCAGAGGAGGGCAACCAAGAGGGUUUUGGCAACCAAGCCUUAUGAGGAGCAGGAGCAGUUGAGCACAGAGCUAUUCCCCUAUAGAUUGAUCUCCACCACAGACAGGCUAAGCGUCACCCAUCAGAUGGCCUGUGAUAUGGACAGAAUUCUCCUACAGGGAAUGAAGAAUCCCCUCUGAGCAGUUUAACUCCAGGCUCAAAAGAAUACAAGGCUUAAAAGCAAUCCUGUUUUGAGCCUGCUGUCGCCGUAGGGAUUGUGUUUUGAUGACGUCUACGAUGCUGUUUUUACUGCCGUUUAUUUCACGUUUAUUUGGCUUGCUUGGGUUUCUACAAGCCUCCCUGAGUUUCAUUUUAUCAGAGAAAAUGGUUACCUUGACAUGUGCUCCUCGGAGAUGAUGGUGCAGAACAUCUGGAGGGAUGAUUUUGCACAAGGGAAAAGGGCAAAACACCUCUCUGUCUCUCUCUCCAUGUGGCUCAAAGUUGUAUAAAACCCAGUUCAAUCCUCAGACAGAGUCAUCUGCAGAGGGGCUGGUGGUCCCUAGCUUGGCCAUGUAGCCUGCUUUACAAGCCUCUAAUUUGAAGGGGUGUCAAGAGCAGGGGCGUAGAAAGGGCGUAGGGGGUGGGCUGCCCUGGGUGCCACUCUGGGGCCUGCCUCCCCCCAGCUGUAGAGCGGCCGAGGGCGCACGCAGUCUGUAUGGGCACCACUUGCACGGCGUCCGUAUGGGCUGCUUCUUGCACAGUGACCAUACGGGCUGCCACGCAUGCGCACUCCGUACGGGAUGCCACACAUGUGCAGUCCAUACAGGAUGCCGCACAUGCGCACAUCAUAGAGGAUGCCGCUCGUGCAACAGCCCGUACAGUCGCUGUGCAAGUGGCAGCUCAUACGGAGUGCUUAUGUGCGGCAGCCCAUACGGUCACUGCACAUAUGGACUCCGUACGGGAUGCCACACAUGCACAGUCUGUACAGACGUCACACAUGCGUCACUGGGCGGUUCGCCCCACUCCAGGUGCCGGAGAGGGUUCCUCCGCCACUGGUCAAUAGUUGUUGUUUAGUCGUUUAGUCGUGUCUGACUCUUCGUGACCCCCUGGACCAGAGCACGCCAGGCACUCCUGUCUUCCACUGCCUCUCGCAGUUUGGUCAGACUGAUGUUUGUAGCUUUGAGAACACUGUCCCACCAUCUCGUCCUCUGUCGUCCCCUUCUCCUUGUGCCCUCCAUCUUUCCCAACAUCAGGGUCUUUUCCAGGGAGUCUUCUCUUCUCAUGAGGUGGCCAAAGUAUUGGAGCUUCAGCUUCAGGAUCUGUCCUUCCAGUGAGCACUCAGGGCUGAUUUCCUUCAGAAUGGAUAGGUUUGAUCUUCUGGUCAAGAGUACAGGUCCUCUGUUUCAGAGGCUCCCACAGACCACUUGAAAGUGGCUGAGGGUCUUGGUUUUUCUGCCCAUUGUAGCAAUCAUAAUGUGCCAGGCUAGACGCAGCAGGCUUUUCAGUUGUAAUCUUUAUUGCUUCUUUUAUUUCUUACAUAUAUAUUUCACACUGCUGUAUUGCAAUUUGUGUUCUAUAGAAUUAAAAUUGCAGUACAAUAAAAAAUACAUAAGAAAUGGAGCCGUAAAAACACAAUAUAAAUCAAUUGGGUUCUUUGUUUAUUUUGUUUCAUAAACUUUAUACACCGAUCGAUCGGUUUUAUAAAAAACAACAACCCUGAAAGCAGUUUACAAAAAGAUAAUGCAAGAAAAAAUGACAACCAUACUGUAAAGCAUACAAAAGUUAAAAUACUAAAACAGAUUAAAAUUGCCUCAGCUUCCUAAAUAUCUGGCUUGUCUUGUCUAAGCAAGUAUGUUGUUUGAAGCUCUCCUCUAUGUAUGUGAAAGCCCUGCCAGUACGAUUGCGGUUUCAAGAUAAAAGACCCCUGAGAAGGGGGACCUGCAGGGCUCUUGCAGGGGUUGCCUACCCAGAGUUUGCAGCACUCAGACAGCUGACUGGGCAGGUUGAUGUGUCAGCUGGUCACAGCCUCCCCUGCUAUUAGCCGAGAUUCCAGCAUUGCAGGGGGUUAGACUAGAUGAUCUCUGGGACCCAUCCAUCUCUACAAUUUUGUGAUUCUAUGGUGAGACAUAUUGUACUAUUUAAAUGAUAGGCAGUGCACAAAUGAAAAGUGAAAUAAAAUGAAAAACAUUUUAAAUUUUUAAUAUUUUUUAAAAUUCAGUGGUGUCAAUAUAUUUAGUGUAAAAAAUGGUAGAGAUAAAGAACCCCCGGACGAUUAAGUCCAGUCAAAGGUGACUAUGGGGUUGUGGCACUCAUCUCGCUUUCAGGCCAAGGGAGCUGGCAUUUGUCCACAGAAAGCUUUCCGGGUCAUGUGGCCAGCAUGACUAAACAGCUUCUGGUGCAAUGGGACACCGUGACAGAAACCAGAGCGCACAGAAACGCCAUUUACCUUCCCGCUGCCAUGGUACCUAUUUAUCUGCUUGCACUGGCAUGCUUUCAAACUGCUAGGUUGGCAGGAGCAGGGACAGAUCAACAGGAGCUCACUCCGUCGCCGGAAUUCGAACCGCCGACCUUCUGAUCGGCAAGCCCAAGAGGCUCAGCGGUUUAGACCACAGCGUCACCCGCAUCCCUAUAAUUAGUGUGUGCAAUUUUAAUGCAAAAAUGGCAACUUUUUAGCUUGGAGGGGUGGGGAAUGUAUAAGUGGCCACCCUCAUGGCUGGUGUGGGGAUGUGCCCUAGCCGUGCUCAGGUUCCUCUCUGCUGUUCCUCUUUCUCCCUAGUUGCAGCCCAAGAAGAUCUCUCGGUGCCUAUGUAUUACGACAAGCGCAGCUACCCGCUCCCAGACAUCCCCUUCUGCAAGGAGCUGGACACUUCGCAGAAGGCCCUCAAGGAGAAAGAGAAAGGAUCCUGGAAGCAGCUGAGCAACGAGGAGAAAGUGGCCCGUACGUAGCAAGAGACUGGCCCAUCCAGGGAUGACCUGCUGGGCUGGAGGAACCUGGGCAUCCCCACAGGGCCAGGACGAUGUUUUGUGGGCAGCCUCUGUAGGGUCAAGGCACACUAGACAGACAAGAUAGAGGCUGCACCCUAAGUUGCCAGCCUUUGGGGAUGUGGGAGUAAUUUAACUCCCAUUUAAAGCUGAAUCACACUUUCUGCCAUAAAGGGAGAAACGGACACCCUUGGAAAUUCACACUUACCUGAAUUUUGCAAUGCAACACUUACCUGAAUUUUGCAAUGCACCACUUACCUGAAUUUUGCAAUGCAAUUCUCCAAAGGUAUUGUUCUGCUUUCCUUUGGACCACUUCAGCAAGGCCAAGAGGGGGUGGUCUUGUGGUCUGGGCAGCCCAGGACCUCCACACCCCAGGGAGGUCACUCCAGCGCUGCUUAUGCAGCGGUUUGACUUCACCCUCGGAGGCACACUCCAUUGUCUCUCGGGACAGAUGGGUGCCCACUAUAUUCUCCAGCCAUGCCACAUGUAUAAAAAUGCAUCCAUAAGGGGGAAAGUGAGCGCAUUAAUGAAAGUUAACAUACAAAAUGCAUCUUAUCUGGAGCAAUUGCUCACAAAAAUGUGUGAGCGAGCAAAAAUUGCGAACGAAAAUUUGGGGAGCAUGUGCUCUAAAGUGCUGAAGAAUUUUCAUCAGCAUGAAAGGAUAGCUUUUAAGCCAGUGAGAAUAAGUUUUCUCACCCUGAGAUAUUACUCAGAGCCAAUUAGAGGGAAAGGAGGUGAGUUGGCCACUGAAGAUGGGCUCCUGGGGUUACUCUGGAGAAGGUUUGCAGGAAGGACACCAAGGAGUUGUUGUUCUGCCUGCUCCAAAGCUAAGCGUUUAGGAACACUGAAAAGACAAAGCACUUCGUUUUCAAGAGAAUGGAGGGCAUGUUCUGUUAUGUAUAAAUGUACCUUCAGGGAAAACACACCUUAAGGCGCUCCAAAAUAUUAGAGCACUCCAAAUCAUUUGCAGAAAACAGAUCUAGCUGGAAGCAUCCCUCAGAGAUCUGAUUCAAUUGUUGCACCGCAUCUCUUAAUUCUUAUUACAGUGGUACCUUGGGUUACAAACUUAAUUCGUUCCGGAGGUCUGUUCUUAACCCAAAACCGUUCUUAACCUGAGGCGCACUUUCACUAAUGGGGCCUCCCGCUGCCGCCGGCACACGAUUUCCGUUCUUAUCCUUGGACAAAGUUUGUAACCUGAGGUACCACUUCCAGGUUAGCGGAGUUUGUAACCUGCAGUGUUUUAUAACCUGAGGGGUUUGUAACCCAAGGUACCACCGUAUUGUAUAAUGAUAGGAUUGUUGCAUCAUCUUAGAAGGGGGCAUGGCUGUGAUGUUCACGAAGGGGUCCCUGCACGUCUGAAUUUUCUGUUCCGCUCCUGCCUGGAGCUGCCAUCUUUGGCUGCCCAUCACACCUGCAUGGGAGACAGGGAACAGCCGGGGCACCCCUGCCAAUCAUCCGGAGGGGCAGGCAAGUGAAGGCACAGAGAGCCUGAGCAGGGGAAGUGGGUGGUGUGGAUCCUGACCCUGCUGUGCUUGCCUUGCAGUGUACCGGCUCAAGUUCCACCAGAGCUAUGCAGAGAUGAACAGGCCCUCCAGCGAGUGGAAGACGGUCCUUGGAGGAAUUUUCUUUUUCAUCGGCUUCACGGGAUUCAUUGUCUGGUGGCAACGGGUCCAUGGUACGGAAGUGGGAAGAGGAGGAGGAGGAGGAGGAGGAUGGGUGGCUGUGGUGUGGAUGAGAAUCCCAGUGGUGUUUACAGAGCUCCCACCCUUUCCUGGGCAUCUGUGAGUCUUCCAAGGCAGGCAGAAAUACAACCGGUGCUGCCUCCUCCAACAGCCGCAUUGCUGGGCCAGAUGGUGGCUUCACCUGUGGAAUUUUGCUCCUACGCACAACUCCUGAAAGCACAGAGCCUCACCUGUGCUGGGGGAAGUACUUUGAAUUUAGGGGUUUUUUUGUUUCCAAAGCCACCAUAUGCUGAGGCAAAUCAUGGGCUCAUCUACCCAAGAGGGCUGGAAGCUUCUCUCACAGGGAAGGACCAUAGUUUGAGCAUCUGCCUUGCAAGCCAAAGGUCCCAGGUUUAACCCCCAACAUCUCUGGGUAGGGCUGCGGACGCCCCUGCCUGAAAUGCUGCAGAGCUACUGCCAGCCAGAGUUGACAGCACUGAGCUAGGUAGAACAAUGGCAGACUCAGUAUAAGCUAGCUGGUUGUGUUCCUGUGUAAAAAUAGCCUAACUCGGAAGGUGCUGGACUCUUUGUUGUUGUUGUUUAGUCGUGUCCGCCUCUUCGUGACCCCCUGGACCAGAGCACGCCAGGCACUUCUGUCUUCCACUGCCUCCCGCAGCUUGGUCAAACUCAUGCUAGUAGCUUUGAGAACACUGUCCAACCAUCUCGUCUUCUGUCAUCCCCUUCUCCUUGUGCCCUCCAUCUUUCCCAACAUCAGGGUCUUUUCCAGGGAGUCUUCUCUUCUCAUGAGGUGGCCAAAGUCUUGGAGCCUCAGCUUCAGGAUCUGUCCUUCCAGUGAGCACUCAGGGCUGAUUUCCUUCAGAAUGAAGAGGUUUGAUCUUCUUGCAGUCCAUGGGACUCUCAAGAGUCUCCUCCAGCACCAGAAUUCAAAAGUAUCAAUUCUUCGGCCAUCAGCCUUCUUUAUGGUCCAGCUCUCACUUCCAUACAUCACUACUGGGAAAUCUAUAGCUUUAACUAUACGGCCCUUUGUUGGCAAGGUGAUGUCUCUGCUUUUUAAGAUGCUGUCUAGGUUUGUCAUUGCUUUUCUCCCGAGAAGCAGGCGUCUUUUAAUUUCGUGGCUGCUGUCACCAUCUGCAGUGAUCAUGGAGCCCAAGAAGGUAAAAUCUCUCACUGCCUCUAUUUCUUCCCCUUCUAGUUGCCAGGAGGUGAUGGGCCCAGUGGCCAUAAUCUAAAGAGAUUCUAAAUAAGAGUUUGGAUGGCUGCCUGCCAAUAAUUCUUGUGAUUCCAGCAUUGCAGGGAGUUAGACUAGAUGACACGUGGGGUCCCUUCCAACUCUACCAUCUUUGAUUCUGGGAUUCUACUCUGCCUGGCAGCAAUUCUCCACCCUAGAGGGCUUUCCCCACGGGAGAUGCUAACGAUUGAACCAUGGACCUCUGGCAUGCAAUACAUCGACUUUACCACUGAGCCACGCAGCCCCUCCCCAAAUUGAAGCCCAAGGUAGACAUCUCACUUGGAGCAGCAACUAUCCAGAUUCCCCUCCCAGGCAAAGAUUCCUUGUACAGGACCUCUUUCCUCCUUUGUGUCUGAACCAGACUGGAUUUAUCUGUCUCGGUAAGUGAGGCAUCGGUGGAAAUCCAGCCAAUUUGGCUGCUUGAAUCCUUCCCUCCCUUUCUUCUUUUUACCAUUCUUGAUGGAUGAUUUCUCCAGGCUGCCUCAAUGCUUCCCCUUCGUUUAGUCUGGCUCGUGCUCCCACUGCCCGGCUGCAGACGUAGGCUGCACUAAGACAUAAUGGCUUGGGAAAAGAGGUCUUGAGGCAGGCAGCCUUCGCUCCUGGUUCACACUGCCCAUGAUUCUGUAAAUGCCAUUUCCCCACUUAGGCCAAAUCUACGCAUGAAGCAGAAUGAGGUCAGAAUUAGGUGGGUCAAUUAGACUGGGCUGCUUCAGAUUGCUAGCGGAGGAUAAUACAUCUGAACGCUCAUGGGUGUUGAACCAAGCAGAAAUGUAGCACACCAGGGAAAUAAAACCAGCAUAUCAGUGGAACCUGUCUUGAUGUGCUGGAUUUCCAAGUGCAGGCAGAUUACUAUUAUUUUACAUUUAUAACGGAGCGUUCGAAAACAGGGUUCCAACCUCUGCAGCUUGAAGUGGAGCAGUGCAUCUGGCCAAGGCAAGACUCCACGGCUUCAUUCUGCUCUAUUGAACAUUCAGCCUCCACCGACUUAAGUGUGUCAGAGAGUGGGUGGAUGCGUAAAUUAAAAAGCCUCAAGCUUUCCUUUCUACGGAUAAUCCGAGCUGCCCUCUUCUGAACCAUUCCCAGCUCUGCACAAUCCUUUGAGAGACGAGACAACCAGAGCUCUCCUGCUUGCCUGGAGUUUCCAGAAGCGAACCUACCAUAAAUGUAGCCUGGAUGUGGGGAGUUGUGAUUUCUUAAGAAUGUAAGAAGAGGGUUUGGUGGAUCAGGCCGAUUGGCCCAUCUAGUCCACCAUCCUCUUCUCACAGUGGCCCACCAGACGCUUGUGGAAUCUUCUUCCAAUGUUCAGCUUCACUACUGACUCCGACAGGCCUGAGCAUUUAGAAGAUCGCUUUGCGCCCAUGUCAGGCACUGUGCUGGUCCCGUGGGUUACCCAAGAGGCGAGGUCCAAGUCCGGUCCGGGGUCAAAGGUGCAACAUGGAGGCAGUCCGUAGUAGCUGGAGCUGGGUGCAGGGCAGGGAGUCGGGAGAAGUCAGGAACAGGCUUGCAAGCAGGGAGCCAGGGCAGGUCGGGAGCUCAGGAACAAAAGCAGGACAGGGUUCAGGCAGGAACUAGCAACCAACAAUGUUGCUCCCGCAACUUGGGACUGGGGCUGGCCGGCUUUUAUCUGCCCCAAGGCAUAGGGCGGCCCCGAACUUCUGGUGACUAGCAUCUCCUGGCCUGGAGGCACCUCCUGCGGGUUCCUUCCGCCUCUCUGCCCUGAGCCGCUGCAACUCCGGAGAGGCUGGAGGGUUACCGGACCCAGAAGCAACCUCCGCUUCCUCUGACGGGGCUGAGAGUGGAGCACCUGCAGGCAAUGGGUCCUCCAUCACCUCAGGAGCCAGAGCAGACUCAGCUAACGCCUGCACCUGAGGAUCCAGCACAGGUGAGGACCCUUCAGGCUCAUGCCCCAGCCCCGGCUCAGCUGGAUCUGGAGGCGGGGAAUCCUGUGCAGGCUGGGAUCCCUCAGGUUCAGCAUCCGAGCCCGAAUCCCAGGCACAAAAGCAAACAACUUGGAAGGUGUCUGCUUCAAGCCUUGCAUCCACGGCUGGGAAAUGACCUGCCUAAAUCAGCCCUGAAAAAGCUUUUUGGUUUCUGCAGCGUUCCUGCUGCUGGAAGAUGCUUUCCAGCAGAGGGAGCACAUGCUUCUCCUAGCUGCGCACCCCAGCCAUUCCCCAGGCCAGGCCUCUCUGCCCACAGCUGAUGUUCCUGGACCAUUGGGGAGUAAACAACCCACAGCCAGCCAUGUCAGCCCUGCGCUCCUGGAAAUCAGGGUGGGGAGGAACAAAGGGGCCGCUGUUUUCCUCGCACUGGUCUGAUGCCCAUGGAGCUGUUUUCCUGGAUUUGCAAUAACAGCCCAUCUGCCAAGUGAGGGGUGUGGAAUGGCGGGGGGUGGCGGGCUCAGAAAGGAGGAGAAAGGCCAGUUCUGUUGCCUGCCUUUGCAGCAACAGCAGCUCUGGGCUCUUCCCCUUCACGGGGCUCGCCUGGUGCGUAGAAAACCCGCAGGGAUGGUGGGGCCCAGUUUAUGUGCGCAGCCCAGCGGCAAAGGGCGAGGAAAUUAGCGCACCCACUUUCUCACUCUGCGUGCUGUGCUGGAGGUUGCAGAAGAGAACUUCACCCCAGGCAGAAUUCAGUUUGUUUGGAUGCAGAAUUGCAUUUUAUUUUUUUUUAAGUGCACCUAGAAAGCUAAGGGUGGGCCCAAUCACUUGCCACAGAUUCUCACAGGGCAGGCAAAAAGAAAAAGAAAAAAGGAUGUUGCAGAGCUGGAGAAGGGGAAUGGAUGGAGCAGUUCCCCUGUAGGAACGUAAGAGGAGCCUAUUAGACCAGGCCAGUGGCCCACCUGGUUCAGCAUCCUGUUCUCAGUGGCCAAACAGAUUCUUGUAGGCACAACAGCAUCUCUUCCCUCCUGUGGUUCCCAGGAAGGAACCUGCUUUUUAGUUCAGAGAAAAGGCAGGUGAAAGGGCUCAUGAUAGGUAAAGGUAAAGUGACCCCUGACGGCGCUCAUCUCGCUUUAUUGGCCGAGGGAGCCAGCGUACAGCUUCCGGGUCAUGUGGCCAGCAGGACUAAGCCGCUUCUGGUGAACCAGAGCAGCGCACGGAAACGGAGUGGUACCUAUUUAUCUACCUGCACUUUGAUGUUCUUUCGAACUGCUAGGUUGGCAGGAGCAGGGGCCGAGCAACAGGAGCUCCCCCGUCGCGGGGAUUCGAACCACCAACCUUCUGAUCGGCAGGUCCUAGGCUCUGUGGCUUAACCCACAGCGCCACCCAGAGAAAGGUUUUUUCCUCCCUCUCUCAUAACUCUAGAACUCGGGGACAUUCCACGGAGCUGAAUGCUGGAAGGUGGUCUGAUAGCGCCAAGGUCACAGCUUUGAUCCUCGUAUGCGACAGCGGCAUAUUCCUGCAUUGCAGGGGGUCAGACUAGAUGAUCCCAGGGUUCCUUCCUAUUCUAUACUUCUAGGAUUCUGAUUCUAUGCAGGACAGAUAAAAGGACUUCACGCAGCACAGUUAAAACUCUGAUAGUGACGGCCGCCAAGUUGGAUGGCUUUGAAAGAGGAGUAGUCAAAUUCGUGGAGGAGCUACUAACCAUGACGGCUAUGCACCUCCGUUAUUGGAAGAUGCAGGCCUCUUGCUGGGAGUCAGAAGUGAGGAGGCGGCUGUGAUAUUCGAGUCCUUCCCAUAGGCAUCUCCUGAGCUGCUUUGCGAAAGAUGUUGCUGCACUAGGUGGGCCUUUGACCUGAUCCAGAUGCAGGGCUCUGCUUGUGUUGAAAGAAAUCUUAGCAGACAUGCAUUUCACUCCAUUAGCCAGUUGAUUAAACCUGAACACUUGUCCUGCAAAGCACAAAUACUAACAGAAUUGUAGAGUCGGAAGGGACUCCACGAGCCAUCUAGUUCACCCCCUGCAAGAAUCCCUGACAGAUGGCCAUCUUGUUUAAAAACCUCAGAUGAAAUGGCUUUGCUUUUUGAUAAGGUGUGGCUGGGUCUUAAGAGGAUUUGUCUAAAAACAGGCUAAGAUGGCACCCACAAGCUGCAGGUUUUAGAGGUACUUACAGGAUACUUACCAAUUAAAGCUUCCAUCCUACACAUCCUUAUCCCUUGAACUCUCUGGGACUGACAUCUGAGCAGGGAUGUGGUCCAGGUUGUAGCCCAACUAGGAACUUUGCUGUGCUCUAUUCUGCGUUCCCAAGGCAGGGUGUGUGUUUGUGUGUUUGGGCCCCCGUCCACUUUUUGGUCUUACAUAUGAAGUAACAACCAUACACCGGGGUGGGAACCUAUAGACCAGCGGUUCUCAACCUGUGGGUCCCCAGAUGUUGUUGGACUACAACUCCCAUCAUCCCUGAGCUCCGGCCUUGCUAGCUAGGGGUGAUGGGAGUUGUAGUUCAACAACAUCUGGGGACCCACAGGUUGAGAAAGGCUGCUAUAGACCCUCCAGAUGUUCCUGGACUACACGUCCCAUCAUCUCUCACUGUUGGCCACGCUGGCUGGGUCUGAUGGGAGUUGGAGUCCAGCCAUAUCUGGAGGGCCACAGCUUCCAGUCACCCCCCCCUCAAAGAAAACAAACUACUUAUUGUCUUUCUACCCCUUGACCACCCUGGAACAGGAUUUGGGAGGCAUCAAGGGUCUCCUAACCAGUGCGGGAGAACCUUCCCUGUGACCUGCUUAUGAUCUUUCUGUUGCCCUCCUCACUCGGCCUUCCCCCGUUGCCUUGACAGUGUUCCCCCCGAAGCCGCACACCUUGACUGACGAGUGGAAGGCCAAGCAAAUCAAGCGCAUGCUGGACAUGCGCACCAACCCUGUGGACGGCUUCUCCUCCAAGUGGGACUACGACAAGAACGAGUGGAAGAAGUAG
Molecule: messenger RNA, 23230 nt
Organism: Podarcis lilfordi (Lilford's wall lizard)
Lineage: Eukaryota; Metazoa; Chordata; Lepidosauria; Squamata; Lacertidae
Source: the annotation of a GenBank genome assembly